This is a messenger RNA of Daldinia vernicosa, 3002 nucleotides long. Its product is annotated as glucose-repressible alcohol dehydrogenase transcriptional effector. Gene Ontology annotation, cellular component: nucleus; cytoplasm; CCR4-NOT complex. NCBI's taxonomy places the organism in Eukaryota, Fungi, Ascomycota, Sordariomycetes, Xylariales, Hypoxylaceae. Gene Ontology annotation, biological process: nuclear-transcribed mRNA poly(A) tail shortening. The coding region runs from base 94 to 2253 and encodes 719 amino acids. Gene Ontology annotation, molecular function: poly(A)-specific ribonuclease activity; protein binding. The transcript has 2 exons. The record is from RefSeq and is a predicted model, not a curated record.
AAAAAAAUCUGAAUCUCAUACUAUAGUAUUCCCCUCCGGUAGCUGGCAUAUCUACUGCCGUCACGAUACCCCUCUAAUAUCCCUGCUCCCCUGAUGCCCAUCGAUCUCUCCCGCGGCAUGUAUGGGCCAAACCAUCAGCAGGGACACAAUUCGCGCCUCAAUGGUGUCCCUGGAGGUCGUGGCAUCGCGCCACAGAUGAUGUACAAUUUUGUUCAGCAGCAGGGUUCUCAUUCACACCACACUCACCCGCAGCAACACCACCAAAACAUCCCCCAAGAUCAUGCAGGUCACGCAGGUACCUCAACUACCCUCACCCACUCUACUUUUUCUUCUGGUCUUAUGUCCAGUGUAACUCCAUUCACACCAAGCAGCCACCAAAACGGAAAUACUCCAGGCUCUCGGGGUGGUCAAACACAGCAGUACAGCGAACACUGGAACGAGCAAUUAAAAUCUUACAAGGAGUCUGAACGUGCCCAUCAGACCAUGACGGAGCAGCACCAACCUCACUACUUUGCUAGGCUACGAGCGAACGAGAACAAAGGUAUUGGCCCAGCUCUCCCAAGCGCCAACCAGCCUGAAUCAACAGUCGAUGGAGAGUUGGAGGAUAGAGGCCGGCCCGUUAAUGUCGAUAAGGCCCUCGAUCGACAGGAUUGGCUAAAUCUCGACUUUAGUGGGCAAGGCUUGAAGAACCUGUCCAUUAUGCUCUUUAAUCACUAUUCCUUCCUCACUGAACUUUAUCUUGCCUCCAACAAUCUCACCCGUUUACCACGGGAGAUAGGGCAGCUUAGAUCAUUGCGGUACCUUGAUGUAUCUCAUAACCAGCUCAGCAUGUUACCUCCCGAGCUAGGCAUGUGUACUCCUCUCCGUCAGUUGCUCCUCUACAACAACAACAUUCAAACUAUCCCCCCGGAACUUGGCGCCUUGCAUUUCCUGGAAUUACUCGGUGUCCAUGGUAAUCCGCUGGAACAAGACCAGAAGCAGAAGCUCGUCGAGGAAGGUACCAAGGCCUUGAUUGCCCAUCUCAAGGAGCAAGCACCAGUACCUAUACCACCAAACCCGCGUUUACCCAUCACUAUUCAGGAAGAUGUGGGCUCGGACAAGGAACACAUUCGCGUCAUGUCGUGGAAUACCCUUUGCGACAAGUAUGCAACUAGCACGCAAUAUGGUUACACCCCAGCUAGUGCCCUGUCAUGGGAAUAUCGGAAGGAUAGUAUCAUGCGGGAAUUCCGUGAACGAAGCGCCGAUAUUCUCUGCCUACAGGAGACCGCUAUGGAUGCGUUCGACACGUUUUUUACCCCCGAGCUUGGUAAACUUGGCUACAAGGGCGUAUUCUACCCAAAGACUCGCGUCAAGCACUUAACAGGCAAGGAUCAACAGUCAGUGGACGGCUGCUCUAUCUUCUAUAAGAGCGACAAGUAUAUCCUGUUGGAUAAGCAGCUGGUAGACUUCAGGCAGACAGCCAUCAAUCGGCCUGAUAUGAAAUCGGCCGACGACGUCUUCAAUCGAGUUAUGCCGAAAGACACUAUUGCUGUCUACUGCUUCUUCGAGUCAAGAUUUACCGGUAAUCGAUUCAUCGUUGUUAACGCACAUCUAUGCUGGGAAUCAUUCUUAGCCGAUGUCAAGGCCGUACAAACAGGAAUUUUGAUGGAGCUUGUCACGAAGCAAUCGGAGAGGUACACGCGUCGGCCGCCCCUAUCGAUCGAGGAGAAGAGGUUAAGCAAGCCUGUAGUCGCGGAGGAAGAUGCGGACGCUGCGGAGGAAUAUCCCGAGCCCGCGCCUAGUCAGGAGUACCGCAACAAUACAGACAUUCCCUUAUUUCUUUGUGGCGACUACAACUCGAUGGCCGAUAGCUCUGUAUACGAACUCUUAGAGAAGGGACGGAUACCUCCCGAUCACCCCGACUUAAUUGGCCACUCGUACGGGAAUUUUACGCGGGACGGCAUCGAGCAUCCGUUUAGCCUGCGUAAUGCCUAUGCCCACCUAUUUGGGACUCCAGCGGAGCUUAGUUUCACGAACUACACGCCGACGUUCUCGGGCGUGAUCGAUUACAUAUGGUACACUACCAAUACGCUGGAUGUCGUCGAGUUACUUGGGCCUCCAGAUUAUGAGUAUCUCAAACGCGUUCCCGGAUUCCCGAACUAUCAUUUCCCGGCUGACCACAUACAAAUCAUGGCGGAUUUCGUGUUCAAGUCUAGGAAAGACAAGAAGGUGAUUGCCGACCAAGAUAGGUCCGGCGGUCCAUCCAGGAAUUAGGCCCAGGCCUGGGUCCGCUACGACACUGGUCAAAUGAAUACAAGAGAGCGCACGUCUCUUGAACCUUGGUCCCGAGGCAUCGUUGCAUUCCACAAAUACGCACCCAUAACGAUGAAAAUGCCCUAUGACGAUUUCGGCUCGAAAGACUUGAAGGAGGCGGAACGCGCUAGCUGCGUGUAUAUGAAGGGAUAAGGUGUGAUGCAGUGAAAUCUUUUCUCAUACAUUGAGGACGGGUUUUGGCAAGGCAGAGUUAGGUUGGAAAUCUCGGAGUGUGGUUUGCAACGUGGAGCGAGGAUGGUUGUUUUUUCGCGAUUUGAUCUCUGCCCUUUAUGUUCCCAGUUUUAUUAUUUUGGCGGUCCAACACGUUACCUUUACAAAUGAAGAUACGAGCUGCAUCGUUUGCAGUCUCUGUUCCUCUUAACUCGUUGCAUACCGUGUCCAUGGGGCUUCUAUGAUAAGAGAUGAAGUGAUGUAGUCUCGCGUGACUGUUCGAUCACGAGCUCGUCGAGUUUAGGUCUACUAACUAGGCCCUAAGAUGGUACUAUCGCGAUUUUGCUCAUGCUGGCUUUUCUUGUAUUUUCGUUGCCUUACGUUGGACGAACACGUUAUGAUAAUGAUUGAUGCGUAUAGACCACUGAUAAGCAGGGAACAUAGACAGAUUACUCGAGCAGUUAGCACACAAUAGCAGUAGAACUUUGCGACGUAUUGCAGGACUAGCUAUAGCAAUUCCACUUUUUUUAGCUCUAGGA